Solanum stenotomum is the source of this 670-nucleotide messenger RNA. RefSeq lists its product as uncharacterized. The coding region runs from base 1 to 444 and encodes 147 amino acids. The transcript has a single exon. The record is from RefSeq and is a predicted model, not a curated record. NCBI's taxonomy places the organism in Eukaryota, Viridiplantae, Streptophyta, Magnoliopsida, Solanales, Solanaceae.
AUGGCUACAAGAAAGAACUUCCAAUUUCUUGGAUCAAUGGAUAAAAAAACUAGCUCUGAUGAUCUCCUAUUUGAGUUUGAUGAAUCUGACAUAUGGGAAAACACUACUAAUGUUAUUUCUCAUCACUCUGAGUCCAAAAGAUUGAUACCUACUUCGCGUAUCUCAAAAAGAUCACCAUCACCACCACCAUCACCACCACCAGCAAGAUCGUUGCCAAUCAACAUACCGGAUUGGUCAAAAAUCCUAGGUGAUAAGAAGAAGAAUGAUGAUAUUCGAGACAAGGAGGAAGUGGAUGCAGAUACCUGGAUUCCACCUCAUGAAUAUUUGUCUAAGAAAAGAGGGGCUUCAUUUUCAGUGCAUGAAGGUGUGGGGAGGACACUCAAAGGAAGGGAUUUGAGUAGUGUGAGGGAUGCUAUUUGGAAACAAACAGGUUUUGAAGAUUAGUAACUUGGCAUUUCGCGAGGUGGUACUUGUUAUGUCUCAUCAGUAUAGAUAUCGAAUAGAUAUCAUUUUGGUACUUAAGUUUAUGAGAACUCAUAUAAUUAUUAUAAUAAUGUUAUUGAUCGUUAGGUCAAACCUUUAGAUACUUUAUUGGGGGGUUUCGAUGGAUUAAUGUGUUGUGUUUUAUUAGUAUUUUGGGGGUAGAUUGAUCUUUUGUUUAACUAGUAAA